GCAUCUCACUUGGUGCGACCUACAUAGCUCUCGCUAGCUGUCCUAAUAUCUAAUUUAAUUCUUGCGAAGUCUCUUGCGAAGAUGCAAGGCAUCUAAUCUCUUCAAAACGCUCAAUCUCUCCUCAGAAUGUUUUCAAGAUCGUGGACCUUCUUGUUUUCUGCAGGUCUCGGACUCACUGUCUCGAUUCCUCGCAACGAAGGACCAACUGCAAAGACGCAUGAUGCUACUUACGUAGGCUUCACAGACACCACCUACAACGUGGAUAUCUGGGCCGGCAUUCCAUAUGCAAAACCACCCCUCGGUUCCCUCCGUCUCCAACCACCCGAAAAGUACCCAGCAAAAGGUACCAUCGCAGCCCAAACCUAUGGCAAUCGCUGCUUCGAGAUUGGGACAGGGGUUGCUCCUGGUGGCCCAGUGGGAAGCAACUCAGAGGAUUGUUUGGUCUUGAACAUCUACACUCCGGCAAAGUGCGAGGGUGGAAAGAGAUCGCUUCACCCCAGUCCGCCGUGGCCGGUUAUGUUUUAUGCCCAUGGAGGCGGCUUUAAUCAAGGGAGUGGGAAUGAUUAUAUGGCGCAAUCGAUGGUGAAUCACAGCGUUGAGCUCAAGAGUCCGGUUGUGGUGGUGACGAUAAAUUACAGACUCAGCUUCUUUGGAUUUUCCGCUGGGACUGAUGCAAUUGCCAACAAUGCUCUCAAUCUGGGUCUUCUUGAUCAGAGAUUUGCAAUGAAAUGGGUGCAUGAUAAUAUUGCUGCGUUUGGCGGCGAUCCAGAGAAAGUCACGAUCUUCGGUCAAUCAGCAGGUGCUACGUCUGUGGGGCUGCAGAUGACGGCUUACAACGGGGCGCAUCAAGACCUUUUCCGCGCCGCGAUUCUGGAGAGCGGAAGUCCAGCUGAUACUCUGCCUACACCUCCUCCUACUUGGCCGACCUAUCAGCAAGCUUGGGAUCUAGUUGUUGAGGGAAUUGGAUGUAAUGGAACCUCAAAUGUGUUUAAAUGCGUACAGGGUGCGGAUACGGCUCUGCUUUGGGCUGCUAUAAAUGCCGUUGCAGCGAAGGCGCCUCUUCCUUCGAGCAUUUGGCCAUGGCAACCGGUCGUAGAUGGAAAGUUUGUCGCAGAUUUCCCCUCGAAACUCACUGCUGCUGGGAAAUUCACAAAAGUCCCCAUGAUCAUGGGAUUUACGACCGAUGAAGUUACAUAUGUCAUACCUACAGUCUUCAACAUUUCGACCGAUGCUUUUAUCGUUGGGCUUGCACAAGUCGUCUUGCCGUUUAUUCCCCUCUCCGUAUUUGAAGAGAUUGCUCUCCUUGAUCCGCUCUCUGAAUUUCCAGACCAGGGAGUUGGAGGAACGGAAUGGAAGCGCACAACUGAGAUUGCUUCCGAUAUCUUUGAGCGUUGUCCAGGCCGUGAAUGGAUCCGCAACGUUACUCAGUAUUCCCACACCUGGAAGUACAGAUUCAAUGCCAUCAUCCCACCCGACCUUGCCAAAGCACCAUGGGAAAAAAUCGUCCACGCCUCCGAGAUCCCAUACGUCUGGGGACCCUCAACCAAACCCAGCAUCAACGAACCCCUCGAUCUUGCGCUCUCCCGGCAAGUCCAAAAAGGCUGGAUCUCAUUUGCAUCAUUCCUCGAUCCCAACACACUGGGAGAUCUGAGUCCAGGUGUAGGAUGGCCACCCUACCAAGACAAUUCACAGAACGUCAUGGUGUUCCAGAAACCGGAUGGGAGCGGAGAGCAGGGGAAUGGUGCACCUGGGACGCCGGUGGGUCAAGGGUUACAUGUGGAGCAUGAUUUCGAUGACAGACCGGUCUGUGAUUAUUAUGCUGCAAAUGAUGCGGCGUUUGUGCAUUAAUUAAUAUUGGUAAUGUUUAACUCGAGCCCACUUUCAAUGUACAGUGUUUCAAUCAUGGAUUUCAGUCCUGAUAUUUCUUUGAUUUGUUGAUUUAGUAUCCAGGAAAGCGACCAUCAAGACCAUUUUUGCCUUUACUUCAUUCCAACUUCAGCUUCUUAAGCACGGCCUUCCACCCCUCUCUCGCUGACAUCUUCUCAAGACGUUCUUUCGGAAGCGGA
Molecule: messenger RNA, 2066 nt
Organism: Hyaloscypha bicolor E
Lineage: Eukaryota; Fungi; Ascomycota; Leotiomycetes; Helotiales; Hyaloscyphaceae
Product: alpha/beta-hydrolase
Exons: 7
Coding region: 127-1848 (573 amino acids)
Source: RefSeq, a predicted model, not a curated record